Molecule: messenger RNA, 3978 nt
Organism: Kuraishia capsulata CBS 1993
Lineage: Eukaryota; Fungi; Ascomycota; Pichiomycetes; Pichiales; Pichiaceae
Exons: 1
Coding region: 1-3978 (1325 amino acids)
Biological process (GO): TORC2 signaling
Cellular component (GO): TORC2 complex
Source: RefSeq, a predicted model, not a curated record
AUGAUGCCGGAUGCCGUACAAUCGGUGGAUUUGUCUGCUGUGGAUGAUGCUAGGAAAAAUCCGGUACUACGACGCGGCCAUUCAGCCCUAUCCAUGCAAUCGGGUCUACAGAAUACAACUGGCUUCCAGAGCAUGAAAAAGUCCGAAAGUCAGGAUACGCCUUCUCCCAAGCUGAAGUCUGUACCUUCGCUGAGCAAUUUGAAUCUUUUGCAAUCGGAGUUGGCCAAACAAAAGCGUAUGAGGGCCGGUGCAGAGAAGUUGCUUAGAGUGUCAGACGUUUCCUUGCCUUCUAGUCAUCAUACGGGAAUGUCAUUUCUGGGUAAUCAGAGUUUACCGGCUUACAACAACACAACUCACAAAGCUAGAAUGCGUACUCAGUCUGAACUGGAGGAUGCCAACAGAAAUAUCAUCACUCUGGAGAAGAAAAUAGAGGCCAUGAAAAGGAUUCAAGAUAAGGAAACCGACCAGACAACUCGUACUCGGAGCAACACGCUAGCCACAAAUGUUUCUGACUCUUUCAGCGAUGACGCAAGGACACCUAUAGAUAUGUCAACAACAAGUCCAACUUGGAUCUUGGCUGAUAUCCUGCAAUCCCUGGGAGAUAAGGAUAAUUCCCCGGAGUUUCUGCUCAACAAGUCGAACGAGCUAGUGGUCUUCCUUCAACAAUAUUCGUCAUUGAGAGAGGAUUUGGUGCUCACCUCGAUUGGCCACAGACUACAAUUCUUGCUGCUUCAUAACCUCUCCGAGGUUGUCGCGUGUGGGUUCAGAAUAGCCAGGUAUAUCCUAACUGAUCUGUCAACUUUGUCUGUGUUGAAGUCACUGAGAGUGGACUCAUUUGCGAUAAUAUCUCUUGCCAAGGAUCCCAAGUACACCGCGGAAAGGGAACAGGCACUGAAACUCUUUCGGAAGUUUUUAGAAAUCGACGGAGGCGUCCAUGAACUCAGUAUUGGCAGCUUUCGGGCCAUCGUUGCAGUGGCAGAAACAAACGAUGACGCAUUGAGGCCAAUUGCUCUGGAAACAUUGUGUGAACUUGCUCUAUUGAAUCCUCAAAGCCUGUAUAAGGCAAAUGGCUUGAGAGCCAUUAUUCAGAGUAUUACUGAUGGUCCGUUUGACUUAUCUGCUGCUAGCACAGCAACGAUCAUCAAGAUGUUCGAGCUUCCGCUUACCAGGACGUACGUCCUUCAGGAAUACACGAUAUCGUCGAUCAUCGCGCCCUUCAUGGACGGUCAUGCCAAAAAUGAGAGAUUGCAGAAUGUCGCUUUUCUGCUAACUAUCAUUCUGAAGACAUGGCCAGGCAUGAUUGCAUUCUCUGAAAAGAGCUUCUCCCAUCUGAAAGGUCUCAUCAGUUGCUUGACAUAUGAUUCGCCCAGUUUGCGGAGCAUCAUUGUACACGUUUUCCUUGAUAUUCUGAGAAUAAGGACUCUUCCAUGGGUGCAAUCGAACAAAACAAGAACUGACUCAUACCAAAACUUUACUUAUACCAUCACACACUCGAGCAAAAACAACUCUCGAAAAGUUGUUUUGGAGAGUGAGUCCUCGAUUGUCAACCAACAUACAGCUCUUCUUCUGAGAGCCUCCAUUGAUUGUGGACUGAUAGAUAAGUUGAAAUCUGUUAUCCUCAGCAACAACGAUAAGAGUACGCGCAAGGCUCUUCUUCUCCUGUCUGAGAUCAUGACACUAGCAUCAAGUUUGAUACCCAAAGAGUUUUUUCACGAGAGAGACUAUAUGGCUAUGCUACCUUUGGUUCGUGAAAGCGAGGUUCUUCACAAGAACUUACCAACGGCCGUGUCAUUUUUGGUCGAACGUAAUGUCCGCAAAGAGGGUAAAGGCAGAUACUCUUUGGGAAUGCCUGGGAAGCCUGUGGACAUUAUCAAUCAAUUCUCGAAAGAAGCAAGAUCGAAAGUGAGAUAUAUGGUUGAUGAUUCAGAAUUCAAGCAAAUGAUAGCAGAUACCCAAGUUAUGACAACUAAAGACUAUACCAAGUGGAACUGGAACUUACUUUCUGACUUGAUUACUGGGCCACUGAUGAGUCCUCGUCGUCUCGAGGAGACCAUCAAAACUACCAAGUUUUUGAAACGUCUCAUGUCGUUUUUCAGACCCUUCAAAUACAGAUUCUCUGCUUCUAGGAAAACGAAAUCAAGCCAAAAGUACAUCCGGGUAGGGUGCGAAAUUUUCAGGAUGUUUCUUUCAUGUCAAGAAGGCGUGAAACAUUUAUCAGAGAACAAGCUACUCCCCCAGAUAGCUGAAUGUCUAGCUCAAGUCGAUCCCUACAGUGGUAUCACUGCUGCAGAUCCAGUAUUUUCGCGUCAAAAACUCGAAAAUACCGCGUGUCAUGGAUACUUCAAGAUGCUUGGAGUACUUUCGUCAGAUCCUAAUGGUCUGCAAAUGCUGGGGCAAUGGUGGAUCUACAACAUGUUAUACCACAUCACCGAACGCCGAACAGGAAGAGAUGAUCUGGUCAAGCUCUUUAUCAAAGAGAUGGACUAUCGAUACCAAACCCAUCUCAGGAUCUUGCUGCGCAAAGUAGCUACCACUGGAGACACCAGCAUGAGAAUAUUUGCUACCAACCAUCUUGCAAAUCUGUUGCUGAUCGAGGAAUGCCAGGACUUCGCUUGCAGUAUUCUGGUGACACAGCUUUGCGAUCCAGAUAUGGAGGUUUGCAAUAUUGCAGUGAAACUUCUGGACCAUUAUUGUUCUGAUAAGGAGAAAAUUUUACAGCUGGUUAAGAAGCGUCCAUCGUUGGACCAUCUGGGGAGGACCGCAAUGCCUUUGUUGCUGAGAAUAAUGUCAACAGAUGUGGGUUUUCGCUACCUUUCCGAUAUCAACUUCAUCGAUUCCGAAUUGGAGAGUUGGAUUGAGUACAAAAAUCUGUCCUACAUUUAUGAAGUAGAGAAGUUACUGGCUGUCGAAAUCUUCAAUGUGAGACCAGUACUUACUACCGCAUCUGCUGAUGAACCAAGCACCUCCGACACCAGAUCUGUUCCUCAGCAUUUCUUUGGUGAGCUGGUGAAGACCAAGUCAGGCAUGAACAUUCUUGGAUCAACGGAAACAUUCACAUCAUUUUGCAAUACCAUAAGCUCUUACUCUGCUAGGAUAUAUAACGAGCAUGAGGUAGAACUCUAUGACACCAAUCUGACUUCCAUGUUUGAUCAGGAAAAGCUGAUUUUGGAUUUGAAAGCUAGUCUAUGGGCCGUUGGUCAUAUUGGUUCCUCUGACAAUGGUGCGAUAAUGCUUGAGAUCAGCGGAGUGGUGGAGGAUAUAUCAUACAUCUGUUAUAACACACUCAAUUGGACAUUAAAGGGGACAUGUUUCUAUGUUCUCGGGCUGAUUGCACAGACUUCAGAGGGAAUGGAGAUCUUGGACGAUCUGGGAUGGUCAACUACCGUGGCUGCAAACGGUUCUCCAUUGCCUCUCUGUUUGCCAAAGAGUAUGAGUUCCUUCUUCAACUGUGCCGAAAAUGGCUUUUCUAGCCAGAAAAUACCGGCAGACAUCCUGACUCAAUCAGAGCCCGAGAGUUCAGAAGUUGCAGAAAUGCUCAAUGGAAGACGUUCCCAGGUUCAGCUCAGCAAGAGUAGUUCGUCAAGUGUGGUCUCUUCUUUGCUGGGAACUGGCAUCCCUUCCCAUGACAUGGUGCUUAUCAACAGCGUUCUUGAGAGCCUGAUUGAUAUGUUGGUCAAUGUUUCCAAGGCUAUGACCUCCUUGACGAAAUUAAAGCACAAACAUGCUGCGAGUUUCGAAACAGAACCAGCACUGCUGCUGUUAGCUCUUGAAGUACUGUCAAAGUACAAGUACAAGCCCAGUGCCAGACGCUAUGUGCUUCUGGAACUAUUCAACUAUGGAAAGAUGAUGGAGCUUUUACUCAAGAAAGAUAGAAAGAGGUCGAAGGAACAGAGUUCCUACGUUCCCAGGAAACAGACCACUGGUGCGACAACGAUCGAAGAGCAACACAAAGAGCCCAGUCCGACUCGUCCCACAUAA